AUGGCCAGACCUCCGAAGAGUCGAUGGAGCAUCAAGUGGUCCGACACGCACAUCUUCAAGGCAGAGCAAGAAGGUGACAGCAUCUCGCUGAACUGCGUUGAGGAUUGGUGCAGGACACUUGAUGCGCAGCUGGAAGAACGCUUUGGGCCAGCGGUGCCAGCAAAGCUGUCAGCUGCGAGCUUGAACUUUUCACGGUGCAGCCUUGAUGAUACGGCUCUGACCAAGUUGUUGACGUACCUCUACAGCCGCGAUAUUACUGUUCAGAUCCUGAAGCUCUUCAGGAACAACAUUACGGACUCCGGCGCAUGGGCUGUGGGCCAAUUCAUGGCUCACAGCUCCCAGGCUGUGCACGAAGUGCACCUGAGCCACAACAGCAUCUCUGAAGAAGGUGCUGCAGCUCUUUUGGAACUCAUUGUCUGGAGCCGGAAGUAUCCCUACGCUGCUGAAAACACGGGCCGGCGGGAUGCGCGAGGUUUCUCGCCAAUCUGGUUGCGUCUCGAACACAACUGCAUAGACUGGCGAUUGGUCGAUCACAGGCUUCAUCGGCCCGACCUAACAUGGACAACAGCAGAGUCUCGGGACAACUGGCCGCCUAUGGGAGAUGCUGCUCCCACCAUUUGUCUACAUGCCUCUUUCAGGAACCAGUAUGAUAGUCAUGAACACGGCUGGGACGAGGAUGGCAACUGGGCACCUGGCUACGCAGCUGCAUCAGCUGCGGAUGAUGGGGGCUCGGUGCUCCUAGCUGCUCUCAAGGGAGAUGCGCAGGAGUUUGACAGGCGCCCAGGGUCUGGCCCUGGCCCUGCAGUGCCCAAGUCUCGGCCGGCGCCGCUGGGCGCGGCAGUGACGGCGCCAGGGCCAAAGCAGCCCGUGACAUCGCCAGUCUUGAGCACUUCGCCAGUAGGAGCCGACCGAGGUGGAGGCUAUCCCUCUCCAACCGCCAUGCGACCGCCAACCAAAGCGCCCAUGCAAGCAGGGCCUGUACAGCAGUUGACGGAGACGCAGGCUCUCCAGUCGUUCCUGGACGCCGGCGCGGCCCGUCAGAUGCUGACUCGCGAGGAUGCCUGGCAAAUAAAACUCUGCGUUGGUCAAAGGAAGUGCAUCCCAGAAGACGAAAGCUGUCAGCUACCUCCAUGGGUCAGCGAAGUGCAGGAGGGGGAGCAGACACUGACCGUCUUGACCAGAGACGUGAUGCAAGAGCUCGACGAAACGCAUGGCAGCAAUCCAUAUGUGCGUCAAGAGAUCGAUCGCUACAACUCCAAGGACCCAAGCUCGGUGAUUCGCCAGUGCAAGGACUGGGGCCUGGUGGAGGUCAUUGAUUCUCAGAUGCACGCGUCCCGCAUGCACAUUGACAAGCAGAUGGAGGUAGAUUCUGUGGGCUCAGCAAUCCUACAUGUUCAGAUCUAUGCUGCUGGCCGCGUCAUACUUCUUACGGACGACGUCGCACUCCGCAGCUUCAGCGCCGAGUUGCCCCCAACAAAGACCUGGCCAGGUGAGGGCUCCAUCCGCAGUUUGGAAAUCAUGUCCGUUGCGCACAAACACCUGAAAGGACGAUACCUACGGGGGCAGGAUCCUCUCAGAGAUCUCCACACAGCCACGGCCAAAGCCACCGAUGCAGUGUCGUGGCUGCAACACCAGCGACGACGCACCGACUCUGUUUGUCCGACCUCGACCGUGUCACCACUUUACGUUGACAUCAUAUUGGCCCGCAUUUCAGGGAGCAAUGCUGCAGGCUGCGCUGGUCUGCAAGGCACGUUUGUUGCAAUUGAGACCGGCUACACGAAGACC
Messenger RNA from Symbiodinium pilosum, 1785 nucleotides. The record is from the annotation of a GenBank genome assembly. Lineage: Eukaryota; Dinophyceae; Suessiales; Symbiodiniaceae.